Molecule: messenger RNA, 311 nt
Organism: Schizophyllum commune H4-8
Lineage: Eukaryota; Fungi; Basidiomycota; Agaricomycetes; Agaricales; Schizophyllaceae
Exons: 1
Coding region: 110-304 (64 amino acids)
Source: RefSeq, a predicted model, not a curated record
CCGCCCUCGCGGUUGGCGUUUUUUUGGACUGAAUUCUAUGUCUACAGCCGCAUACACUAGCAGGAAGCGAUGAUACGUGUGCGUAGCAAGACAAAGGAGUGCGCAAAAAAUGAAGGAAAACGGGGCACCUCACCGAUUCGAACUGCCGAUCACCACGUGGGCGGCGGCGCUGAUGGAAUUUGAACCGCGAACUUCUCGCGCACCGUAUUCCAGGAGUGGACAGCUCCCGGAACCCAGCCAAAACCAAGCUUUUUGUCUUGAAAGUAGUCCAAAAAACCGCCAGCUAAGCGCCCGAUGGUGUUGAAUUGGCG